UGCAGGACGAGAGAAGAGGAGGGUGGGCAAGAUGGCGGGUACUGCGGCUGGUGUGGGCCGGCUAGAGGAAGAGGCGUUGCGGCGAAAGGAACGGCUGAAAGCCCUACGGGAAAAAACCGGGCGCAAGGACAAGGAAGACGGGGAGCCCAAGACCAAGCAGCUCAGAGAAGGGGACGAGGAAGGCGAGAAGCACAGGGAGCUCAGGCUGCGGAACUACGUCCCCGAGGAUGAGGACCUGAAGAGGAGGAGGGUGCCCCAGGCCAAGCCAGUUGCCGUGGAAGAGAAGGUGAAGGAGCAGCUGGAGGCUGCCAAGCCCGAGCCCAUCAUCGAGGAAGUGGACCUGGCCAACCUCGCGCCCCGGAAGCCUGACUGGGACCUCAAGAGAGACGUAGCCAAGAAGCUGGAGAAGCUAGAAAAGCGGACCCAGAGGGCCAUCGCCGAGUUGAUCCGUGAGAGGCUGAAAGGCCAGGAGGACAGCCUGGCCUCUGCAGUGGACGCCACCACCGAGCAAGAGGCCUGUGACUCCGACUGAGGCACGCCGUAUCCCAGGCCUGGCCUGUGGGCGGGUAGCCUUGGGUAGGGAUGGGGGUCGGGCUUGCUGUUACCUCCAGUUUGGCUUCAAAGAGCCACAUUGCCUCAUCAGUCCAAAACCCUUGCCAUGGGGUGAGAUCAGCUUCUUGUUUCCUAAUGGUGCCCACCAGACCGAGGGGCAGAGCCAAUAGCAACCCUGUGGGUUUGCUAUGUCUCUACAUAUGUGUGUAUUUGGAACUUCCUUUUAUCUCUAGAAAUAGAAGCAAGCAGACCCACGUGUGUGGCAGAAACCUAUUAAAUAUUUUCUCGGUCCUUGGGGCGCUGUGGGUUUGGGCCCCAAGGCAGGAGUAAGCCCUGUGUGGGGCCAGGCAUGUUGAGGCUGGAGGGGUGCAGAAGGCCCAGGCCUGACCUUUUGAGGCCAGGUCCUGGUCCAGUUAGGCGGUCAUGUCAAAACCUGUGGGUGACAGAGAGUCUGGGAGGCUUCUGCAAGCCCUCCCACGGGCCCGGACCUUGCAGGAGUGUCCGGUCAGCCUGGAGAGUCUCCCAGCCUGGUCCUCUGUGGAUCCCCUCACAAUGUGAGAGAGAGAAGGGAGAGGCUGGGCGUGAGGAGGGGGUGAGCUGUGCCCUGGCAAGCCUCCAUCCCGGGCCACUCCAGAUCCAAGGCUCCUGGCACUGUUGUGUCCCCCUCUCACAACCCCCGGUGGCCCCUGUCCCUACGUCACAGUCAGAGCUAGACCGUGGCUUCCCUGGGACAGGGCCCCUGCAUUGGGGAGGGUGGCUCCUAUAGACUAGGGUAUUAUAGCCUGGGUUUGGGGUGUGGUCUUGGGCCCUGGGUCCCCAGGGUCCUGGCAUUAGGACCAUGAGCCGCCUCUGUGGGGCUGACUCUCCAGAGUGACUGACCGGCCACAGCUCUGACUCCAGGUCCCUGUGGCCGACUAGAAUUUCAUCUCCAAAGUGGUAACGCACUUGAGUUGCCUUCAGGGUCUCGCCUCGAGUCUCCCCCCCCCCCCCCCCCCCCCGUGUCAUCCCAGUGCGCCCUUCCCUCUGUGCUGAGUUGGAGGAACACAUUGGCCUGACUCUGGUGGACGGUGCGGAGGACCCGGGCCAGAGGGCUGGGGCGAGUACGUGCGACACCAGCACGCUCAUACGAUACAGCAAGUGCUUUCAGCUGGAAGUACGCAGCUACCCUGAGAAGGUGACUGGUGUAGGAAGGGAGCAGGCGUGACUGGGGGCCGAAGCGGUAGGUGGCUGGCUGAGCAGCGGUCAGGCCCAGGACUCUGGUUCCCACGGGAGCAGGGGUCACACAUGCCCACGGGCGACAAGGCUGGAGCCAGACUCCCUCUGCAUCGCGGCGUCUGGGACUGGCCUUCCCUUCCUGGGAAUAAAGGACGAGAAGGGGCCCCCCGCCUUGGGACUGCCGUAGGAAGCAGGGUGCUUGUCCGUGGCAGUGUAGGCCCCCGGCGACAUUCCUACUCCUCACCAGCGCUGGGACUAGCUUGUGGCCGGCCCCACAGAAUGGGAGCCCCGAGAGCUGAGGAAAGGUUUGCUUCCUGCGUUGACAGCUCCGUGUGCCUACAGAAAACCACCGUGCAGGGAGAGAGCAAAACCAACAGCGUCACUCACGAUGGGCAUGCAAACAAAAGUUAGAAAAUACGUGAGGAGAUCCAUGCCUUGAAGAAGGGCUACCACCCCACCAGGUGGAAGAGUUGAAAGCCAAGGAAACUGAAACCAUGACAUCCUACCAGGCUUUAAAAUGAGACUUUGUUUUCUCACCAGAGAAGUAAAAGAGGCACUGAACCCCAAAACUCAGGAACGGGGAUUAGGUAUGAGGAAGACCUGGUUAGUAAUCUUGGAAACAAUGUUUAUUAAAAUAAGCAACACACACAGAACAUAAGCAGCUCCCUUGAGGAGCUAAAUACUAAGUGUCAAAGAAGGGAUUGAUCAAUUGGAAGUUAAAGCUGAAGCCCCAAAAGACGACAGAGAGAGAGGGUAGGUUGCAAAGGUGACAGACUGCCAGGUGUCCUUCAGCGGAUGGGAGAUCAGGAAAAGAAAACUGGAGAAAGAAGGAAUGGCUGACCACUUCUGUCUGUGGUAUCAUGGGACCACAGCAGCCUGAACUGAUCCUCCCUUGGCAAAUAGCUAAAAAUACUAGGUAAAUAAAUAGUUACAACAAAUACUUUUUAAAUGCCUCACUGACCAGGCAAGAAAGUAAAGAACACUCAAGCAAAAAGGUAGGAGAAGCAGAAUGCUGAAGCCUGACCUUUGACUUGAAGGUAUUUGACAAACGAGGUAAUACUGAGCGUUGGUUUUUGGGGUCCUUGGUGCCUGGGGCUAAGAUAACCCAGUACCCGUGCGUGAUGAGGGGCCUGGUACGAGAGCCCUCCAGAAGGCUGGGGCUGCAAAGGUCAGGGCCCUCUGUGAACUAAUAAUAGAGCUGCUCCCUUGGCAUCGCAGAGAAAAACUGAACCUUGCCACUGACUGGAGUGAAGGAAGGUCUCCCUUGAGAACUGAGCCGGCCUCCAUAUGGGUUUGCACAUGAGAAACCUCAAGCCAGGAGUAUAAGUGGUCCCAGAAAGGGGUGGUCUCAGAUGCUUGAUAGAAAUGCAGAUCCUAGGGGUGCCUGGGUGGCUCAGUUGGUUAAGCGACUGCCUUCAGCUCAGGUCAUGAUCCCCGGGUCCUGGGAUCAAGCCCCACAUCGGGCUCCCUGCUCAGCGGGCAACCUGCUUCUUCCUCUGCCUCUGCCCCUCCCCCUGCGUGUGCUCUCCUGCUCUCUCUCUGUCAAAUAAAGAAAAUCUUAAAAAAAAAAAAAAUGCAGAUCCUACCUGAAUGAACCUCGAUUCAUCACGGUCCUCGAUGAAGCCCCAUUGAUAAAGUUCCAAGAAAAGUGAGCAGCUUCUGGGAAAGGUCACUAGAUCUACGAGGCAGCAAGGCACCGAGAGCAAAGGACAUUGGCAGGGACAUGGUAGGCUUGCAAAGGAUUCAUACAUUAGGAUUACCAGGCACAUGAUUUAAAUGUUGAAAAAUGAUGUAAGAACUAAAAGGCUUGAAAAUAGGAAUCGAUUUGCCAAAAAAACCAAAGUGAUGUUCUGGAAAUAAAAACUAUCACAGCAGUUAGAGGCCCUGGAUCUGUGAAUUAGAGCUAAAGAAACAGUUCAUGAAUGGGAAGCUAGGCCCGAAGAGGUUCUCCAGAAUGCCGCCCAGCAAGGUAAACAGACCGAUAACCUAAAAGAAGAAGCUUAGAGAUACAGAGGAUAGAGUGAGAAGAGCCAACAUAACAUGAUUGGAGUUCCAGGAGGGAAAAAAGGCAGAAAUGAAGCGGACCUAAUAUAUGUAUAUUUUUUUAAUGGUUGGGAGCAACUCUUCAGAAUCACCAAUCCACAGAUGCAAGGAGGUCAGCAAAUCUCAAGCAAGGCAACAAAAAGAAAUCAACACUCAGAUGUUCCAUCUCUUGGUAUGGAUGGUGAUUAGUUAGGUAUAUGCAGUUUUUGACUGUUCAUUGACCCCCACACAUCUGACUUGUGCACUUUUUGUAUGUUUAUUACACCUCAAUAAGCAAGUUCACUUUAAACUUUUUCAUAUCUUGCCUUAAUCGUCAAUUACUGUAUUCACAUUCCAUACAAAACUCAGUGGCUUGAAACAGACCUUUAAUAUCAGACUGUUUUCUGUGAGUCAGGGAUGCAGGCGUGGCUUACCCAGGCAGUUCUAGUUUGGGGUCUCUGAGAUUGCAGUUAAGAUGUCCCCCAGGGCUGCAGUCAUCUGAAGGCUUGGCUGGGGCUGGAAGAUAUGCUUCUGGGAUGCCUUACACCCCCGGGAAGGCUCAUGGAAGCAUGGCGUGUGCACAGUCCUUGCCACAUGGCUCUCUCCAUAAGGCUUGCGUGAGUGUGUGUCUGUGCACUGUGGCAACUGGCUUUCCCCAGAAUGAGCCAUCCAAGACAGAAAGCAGGGGGAAGCUUUAGAGACUUACGACCCGGGCUUGGAAGUGAUAUUCUGCCACGUUAUAUUGUUAGAAGCAAGUCACAACAUCCAGGCUACGUUCAAAGGAGAAUUAGGUUCUACCUCUGGAAGGGAGGUCUAAGAAUUUGUGGGUGUUAUUUUAAAACCACCGCAUACCUAGACAAUUAAGUGCAAUAAGUUGGCAGAAAAAAGAGCAAGAAAAGAUGUUAAAAUUAGAAAAGAUACAUUACCUUUUAAGGAGCAAGACAGCAGAUGUCUCAGCCACAGCCAGUGUUAUCGGGCACGAUCCCUUCUGGUACCAGCGUUAACUAGACGAGAGGAAAUUGUCAACUUAAAAUUCUAUACCCAGAGAAUAUAUCUUACAAGAUAUUUUUAGACAAGCAAACUCAGAGAUUUUGUCACCAGCAGACUCACAUGAAAAGAAAGUCUCUUUGGGGAUAAUGAAAAUAUUCUACAGUGGAUUGUGGUGGUGGUUGCACAAAUCUAUGAAUAUGCCAAAAGCUUGUUGAAUUGUACACUUGCGGUGGGCAAAGUGUAUGAGAUGUAUGUUAUAUCUCAAUAAAGCUGUUUAAAAAACAUGAAAUAAGCCUUCUCCUUUAAAAAAAGAAAAAGCUCUAUGUCUUAAGAUUGGAAUGAGACAUGAUUCCAGAUGGAGAAUCUGAGAUAUAAGUAGGAAUGAAGAGAAAGAAAGUGAAAUCUAAAUAGGUAUUGACCUUAUGAAAUGAAAAUGUUCUAUGGAGUAGAAGUAAGACUAGGGUUACUAAAGUAUGUAACAAUAGUAGUAGUUACACGUUCUUGCCCCAGGUGAGACGUGGUCAGGAUUAUAGCCCCCUACGAAGCUCAGCUCACUCGGGAAGAGAGAAAAGACUCAGUCUAGACUCUAGACUCUGCUCCACAGGCAGGCGGACAUUUCUAGGGUAGCCCUAACAGAAUAGAAACAGUGUACCACUUCCAAAGCAGUUAAAAAAAAUAAAGUGAAUGAAAAAAAAAUUACCCAA
Messenger RNA from Zalophus californianus (California sea lion), 5483 nucleotides. RefSeq names its product coiled-coil domain containing 12 (gene CCDC12). Gene Ontology annotation, cellular component: U2-type spliceosomal complex; post-mRNA release spliceosomal complex. The record is from RefSeq and is a predicted model, not a curated record. The coding region runs from base 32 to 532 and encodes 166 amino acids. The transcript is spliced from 7 exons. Lineage: Eukaryota; Metazoa; Chordata; Mammalia; Carnivora; Otariidae.